ACAAGAUGAAGUUGGAAUGAAGCAAAAUGUGUCUUGGGAAAUACUUCAAUAUAAUAGAUAUUGAUACAGUUUCUUACAUCAAAUCUGAAGAUUUCAUUCAUUAUUUAAAAUCUCAUCAUUCGACAGUUGACACUCUGAAACGGAUUAAGACAGCAAAUGUAGAAAAAAUCAUCAAAAACUACAUCAACAGAACCGCUUUAUUAUCAAAGGAUGGCAUUCAAUAUUUCACCGCAGAAGCAGUAACAAAGUAUAUAUUUUCACAUUCAGAACAAUUGAGAUCUUGUCAGCAAAUAGUGGAUGAUAUUGUAACACAAAUCUCCAAGACAUCUCCGACAUCCUCACAUUUAUCAGAAAGAGAUCUAUACAAAAAACUUGCUUCAAAACUUUGGUUUUUUGAAGACAAUGUAUUAUUGAAGAACGUGGAAGUGAGACAGUCUGACACUCUACAGAUUCACUACAAGGACUUAUUCUCUGAUGAUGAGUGGAAGGCUGUGUGCAUCUUUGAAUACCAGUUUUCGAAAUAUGUAAACAUCAAAACAUAUAAUUAUGAGGAAUUGCUGAGAAAAAAAUGGGAAUUUCUAAAGUUAUGCAAUGACUGUUUCAGUAUAGGAGAAAGUCUGAUUGGAAAAAUUGAAAAGGAUAUUAAGCAAAACACCAAACGCACUGAAUUGGCUGAUCUGUACAAUUCUGUCUACAUCAGAGGCAAAUCGAAACAUCAUGCAUUAACAUUAGACAAGGGCAUUCUUGAGGAAAUAAAUAUUUAUUUUCCAAGAAGGAUCAAGGAAAUAAAAGUGUGCCCCACUGAUAUCACAGAAAUCCAAGUCAAUAUUGAAUUGAAUGGUGAGGAAUGUAGCAUUGAUGUAUCUAACUUUUGUAACAUCAUAGAGCAUUAUCUCACAAACCAACAUAAUAUACAAAGUGCUGAAUUGAACAUUUUUAAGGAAAAAACAUUUGAUAACUUCAAGUAUAGAGAGGAAACAAGCCGAUUUGAAGUGAGGGAUGCAGUUAUCCUUAAAAAGCUGAAGAAAAAUUUAUUGUUUACAACAGUUGUGAGGUCUGAAGUGACAGAUGAAGGCACAGAAGAUGACUGCAAUAUCUGCUUUCCUUCUCCAGAAUCUGAGGCCCUG
Owenia fusiformis is the source of this 1127-nucleotide messenger RNA. The record is from the annotation of a GenBank genome assembly. NCBI's taxonomy places the organism in Eukaryota, Metazoa, Annelida, Polychaeta, Sabellida, Oweniidae.